AUGGUCGUCGAAGAACAGCAGACAACUCUGAUGAUGGGGAAGCCUCCUCUGGGAGCAGACUCCAUGUCGUCGAAAGAAGGAUUUGAAAAAGUGGUGGAGGUUAGGAAGCUUCAUGAGCGCGAACCCGGCGUCAAGGAUUUUAUUCGUGUCUUCUCGUACGCCACGAAAUGGGACAUUGUCAUUUACAUCCUCGCAUCCGUCGCGUCCGUCGGCGCCGGGACCACGAUGCCCUUGAUGAACAUCGUCUUCGGAAGCCUCGCUGGGAAGUUUACUGAUUACUUCAUGGACCCCCCUCGCAUGACCAAGCCCGAGUUCGAGGCCGUGCUGAACCAGCUGGCUCUUUUUAUCUUGGGUCUGUUUCUUGGUCGUUUCUUCUUGAACUGCAUCAACAAGUUUUGCUUCCGUAUGAUCGGCGUCCGGCUCUCUUCCGCCAUCCGCCUGCACUACAUAGAGUCUCUCUUCGGCCAGUCCAUCCACGUGCUGGACUCGAUGCCGUCCGGCUCUGCCUCGAGCACCAUCACCGGCACGGCAAACGCCCUCCAGAUCGGCAUCUCCGAGAAGCUCGGCACCUUCAUGGAGUUCAACGGCACCAUCUGGUGCUCCAUCAUCGUGGCUUUUAUCUGGAGCUGGAAACUGACGCUGGUGACGUCUUCGCUCGUCUUCUUCAUCCUGGUCGUUGUCGGCACCCUCAUGCCCUUCAUCGUUCGGCUGCAAGACCAGCAAUCCAAGUCCGAGGCCAAGGCGAACAGUGUCGCCAGCGAAUCCUUCAGCAGCAUCCGUAUGCUGACCGCGUGCGGCGCUCAGAAAACGAUGAGCGCCCGCUAUGCUGAAUGGGUCGAUGAUGCCCGCGCCAAGGGGCAGCGGUCGGCACCGUUGCUAGCCCUACAAUUCAGUCUUGUCUUCUUCGGUACGUAUGCCGUCUUUGGCCUCAGCUUCUGGUUUGGUACCAAGCAGUUUGCCGAUGGCGAGCUGACUAACCCCGGUACCAUCAUUGUCGUUCUCAUGUCUGUAAUGAUGAUCAUUAUGUCUCUCGAGCGCCUCUCGGGUCCCCUUAUGGCCGUCUCCAGGGCUAUGGUGGCCGCCUGCGAGUUCUUCGCCGUCAUCGACGCUCCCCGGCCCGAAAAUGGGUGUCUGAGGGAGCCAGAUGUCGUCGCGACCAACGACAUCGUUUUCAAGGACGUCACAUUUGCGUAUCCCAGCCGGCCACAUGUCAAAAUCUUGGACGGCCUGAACCUUACUAUUGAGGCGGGCAAGAACACAGCAAUUGUUGGCCCCUCUGGUUCUGGUAAAAGCACCGUCGUCGGUCUCGUCGAGAGGUGGUACGACCUGCGGGAGCAGCACAUCAUUGAGAAGACGAUAGGGGCAGAGAAGAUCAACGGAACCGAAGAAGACAAGACCAAGAAGAAGAAAAGUGGCAAGAAGGGCAGGAAGAAAAAACAAGGAGAUAUGACAGAACUUGUCGACUAUCAAGAAGACACCGGCGUCGAGGAGAACCACCCUGUCGUACCACUCUCGGGAAGCAUCACGACGGGCGGAAGAGCGCUUACAGACAUUGAACUCAAGUGGUGGCGCUCUCAGAUAGGGCUUGUUCAGCAAGAACCGUUCUUGUUCAACGACACAAUCUUUCGCAAUGUCGCUUACGGCUUGAUCGGAUCCCCUUUUGAAGAUUCCUCCGAGGAGGAGAAGCGACAGCUCGUCAAGGAGGCAUGCCAUGAAGCGUUUGCCGACGAGUUCAUCGACCGCCUCCCAGACGGUUACGACACUGCCGUCGGCGACGGCGGCGCCAAGCUCUCUGGAGGCCAGCGCCAGCGCAUUUCGAUCGCCAGGAGCAUUGUCAGAAAGCCCAAGAUCAUAAUCCUCGAUGAAGCCACCAGCGCCAUCGAUGUUCGCGGCGAGAAGAUCGUGCAGGCCGCCCUUGACCGGGUUGCCAAGGAUAGAACCACAAUCACUAUUGCCCACCGGCUGUCGACUAUCAAGAAGGCUGACAGGAUCGUAGUCCUGCGCAAAGGACAAGUUGUCGAAUCGGGUACGCACGACAGUCUCCUCCGGAACGAAUUAGGGGCAUAUCAUAGUCUCGUCCAUGCGCAGAAGCUGUCACUUGGUCAACCCACCCAGGCUGACGAUGUAACCGUUGGGGAAGAUUCCAGUUCAGACCAAGGAGUGGCUGUGGCAAAAACAAAGAGUGCCAACGCCCCGGAAGCCAGUGAAGAGUUACCCCUGUCUUCUUAUAAAGAGCCAAACGUCUUUUACAGCUUCUUCCGGCUCCUCGCAGAACAGAAAAACCGCUGGGUCUACAUGGCAAUCGCCUUCUUCGCCGCCUGUUCCGCCGCCAGCACUCCGCUGAUGGCCUGGCUGUUCGCUCAAAUCUUCCAAGUGUUUACCCAUUCCGACAUCAACAAGGUCCGCUCAGAGGGCCAAUUUUGGUCACUCAUGUGGGUUGCACUCGCCGUCGGCGUCGGCUUCGGCUAUUUCUUCCAAGGAGCCAUCGCCGUCCACGUGCAGCACAAGAUCAGCGCCGUCUACAAAAAGGAGUACUUUGAGUCCAUCCUCCACCAGAAGACGGCCUUCUUUGACGACGACGAGAACUCGCUCGGCACUCUUGUUGCCCGCGUCGCCGGCGACCCUAAGCAGCUUGAGCAGCUUUUGGGACUCAACAUGUCGGCCCUCGUGAUGGCCGUGUUCAACGUUAUAGGAGCACUCUCUAUCGCCUACGCGUUCGGGUGGAAACUAGCUCUAGUCGCGACGUUCGUCACGAUGCCUGUCGGUCUGUUUGCUGGAUACUGGAAGUUCAAAUACGAGCUCGAAUUCGAGAAGAUGAACGCUGCCGUGUUUGCUGAGAGCUCCAGGUUCGCCGCCGAGGCCAUCGGUGCCUUUAGGACCGUCACUUCCCUGACUAUGGAGAACGUCAUUCACUCGAGGUAUGACAGGUUGUUGCGGAGCCACGUGUCCGAAGCCUAUAGAAAAGCCCGCUGGACCAGCCUGCUCUUUGGCUUGGCUGAUAGCGUGAGCCUGGGCUGCCAAGGUCUUAUCUUUUGGUAUGGUGGACGCCUUCUGGCCAGCCGCGAGUAUGGUCUUGUAAACUUCUUCGUCUGCUUUAUGGCCGUUAUCCAGGGCGCCGAGGCCGCUGGAACAGGCUUCAGCUAUGGUCCCAAUGCAGCUCAAGCUUCAGCCGCUGCAAAUCGGAUCAUCAGUCUACGCAACGCAGACACAAAAGAUGGCACUGGCGCCACGGAGCAGAUCCCUGACGCAGAAGGCGGCAUCAAGAUCGAGCUGAAGAAUGCCCACUUCCGUUACCCCACCCGUAACACUCCUGUCUUCACAGGCAUUGACUUGACCAUCAACAAGGGUCAGUUUGCCGCCCUUGUAGGUCCAUCGGGGUGUGGGAAGACGUCUGUCAUCUCCCUCCUGGAACGUUUCUAUAGCCUCGACAAAGGCGAUGUUCUGUGCAACGGCAAGAGUAUAUAUAGCCUUGAUGCUGCUGAGUACCGCAAGAACAUAUCUCUCGUGGCCCAAGAGCCAUGCAUGUUUCAGGGCACUAUUCGUGAGAAUAUAUGCCUUGGUAUUGAUGUAGACACGAUUUCCGAUGAGCGAUUGCAUCAGAUCUGCCGCGAUGCCUCCAUCCACGAUUUUAUCGUCUCCUUACCGGAAGGAUACGAGACUGACAUUGGCUCUAAAGGCUUCUCUCUGUCUGGAGGUCAAAAGCAACGGAUCUCUAUUGCACGGGCCCUUAUACGCGACCCGAAAAUCCUCCUGCUCGACGAGGCAACGUCAUCACUUGAUUCUGAGUCGGAAAAGCUGGUCCAGGCUGCGUUCGAGCGUGCAAGCAAGGGUCGCACCAUGAUAUGUGUCGCCCACAGGCUAGCAACGGUCCAGAACGCUGAUGUUAUUUUUGUUUUGGGGGAGGGCAAGGUAGUGGAAAAAGGCAGCCAUCAGGAAUUACUGAAGAUGCAAGGCGUGUACUGGCAAAUGUGCCAAAGCCAGGCUCUGGAUAGGUAG
This is a messenger RNA of Colletotrichum graminicola M1.001, 3996 nucleotides long. RefSeq names its product ABC transporter. Gene Ontology annotation, cellular component: membrane. Gene Ontology annotation, biological process: transmembrane transport. The coding region runs from base 1 to 3996 and encodes 1331 amino acids. Gene Ontology annotation, molecular function: ATP binding; ATP hydrolysis activity; ABC-type transporter activity. Lineage: Eukaryota; Fungi; Ascomycota; Sordariomycetes; Glomerellales; Glomerellaceae. The record is from RefSeq and is a predicted model, not a curated record. The transcript is spliced from 2 exons.